Branchiostoma floridae (Florida lancelet) is the source of this 3405-nucleotide messenger RNA. Its product is annotated as G-protein coupled receptor 143-like. NCBI's taxonomy places the organism in Eukaryota, Metazoa, Chordata, Leptocardii, Amphioxiformes, Branchiostomatidae. The transcript has 11 exons. Gene Ontology annotation, cellular component: plasma membrane; melanosome membrane. Gene Ontology annotation, biological process: melanosome organization; G protein-coupled receptor signaling pathway; regulation of calcium-mediated signaling. Bases 419 to 1696 code for a protein of 425 amino acids. Gene Ontology annotation, molecular function: dopamine binding; L-DOPA binding; L-DOPA receptor activity. The record is from RefSeq and is a predicted model, not a curated record.
AAAGGUUAAGUCAUCAUAUGACUUGGAAAACAAGACAGACGCAGCCGGCCAUCAAGAGAGCGAUCUGUUUUAACAGCUUUUCUGAUCGAUAAGUUUGAUUGUUUAGCUCGUGUACUUGUUAUCCUUUUACAAAAGAAAACAGAGAGAAGGCAACGAGGGCACUACAGAUGGACCCAUGAUCAUCAAACUGGUUGUGUUACUCAGAUGCACCUAUCCAAUAAGGAAGCAGAGAUAAUGAAAAAACAAUUUCUCGGUGCAUGGCAACAAAUGUGUUGAAAGUAGCCACACGUCACCAGGGAUUGUGUUUGUUGGAUUCAUAUAGACUAUCCCAGGCAACCACUUAUAACAAAGCUCCGUGGGUGUGCCUUGCGAGGAGGUUUAAAAAAUCCCUGUUUCAGCCAAACUCUAGAAAAACAACAUGGCGUCACCAGAGCUGGUAAGCUUCUGCUGUGUAGGAGACGAUCACCUGAGCGGGUGGGUCAUAAACUACCAGAACCCGCGUUACAAUGUAGUCUGCCUGGCAAGCUCGGUGUUCAGCAUUGUAGGGACUAUAGUGCAGCUUCUGCCGAAGAGAGUAACUGCUGCAGAGUCCAUGAGACUGAUGAGACGAAGCCGGGAUCCGUUCACUUCACAGAAGAGAAUCGUCAUGUGGUUAAUCGUGGCGGACCUCUUAGCUUGUCUAGGUAUUUUUUUUCGCUCCAUGGUGUGGUUAGCUGGUGGGAAUCUUUUAAGUGAUAGUGCUUCUCCAGCCACACUUUUCUGUGCAUUUGUAGGGGGCUGGAUCCAGUUGUUUUACAUCACAACUUACUUCUGGACGUUCUGCUAUGCGGUGGAUGUGUUUGUAAUCAUGAAGGGGUUCAACGGACUCAGAUGCUGUCAGUAUAAUAUUAGUAAACUGUGGGUGUAUCACCUCAUCAGCUGGGGAAUGGCAGUUGUUCUGACCGGGGAGGGGCUGACAUUUCUCUUCUAUCCUUCGGGUUUGGAAUGUGAAGAAAAGAAGGAACACUUGGUCCCUUACUACCUGUCCACCUACAUCCCCAUUGUCCUGGUUAUGAUCCUCAACCCAAUCCUGUACAUAUUAUCUUCAAGAUCAGUUCCGUCCAUUCUAAAGAGCAGAAGAGGGAAGUACACAGACAUUGAGAGAGCCAUCGUUCAGUCUGUCAGGCUGAAGUUCUUCAAUGUUGUACUGGUCUUCUUUGCUUGUUGGAUACCAAAUGUCCUGAAUGGAGUCCUGAUCUUUGCUGGGGACAACUUGACAGCACAGAAUUUUGUUUACCAGGCAGUUGUUCAUAUCCUAUGGUAUAUGAUGGCCAUCCUGAACCCCCUGCAAGCCUUCCUGAACUCCCUAGUGUACAGAGGUUGGCAGGGGUGCCACUGCGCCUGUCCGUGGCACUCUGACUUCAGCGUACAGUCUGUCCCCAUCACCCCAGACCCCGCCACAUCACGCAGCGUCACGCCAUCGCAAGACGAGGGUUUGUCCACGUCCUACGAAUCCGACCAACGCGCCAGCCUCAUCAAUGGAAACGUAGGGCUGCUCUCAGAAAUUGAUGGAGAAGAUGAGUUUGUCCCCCUGCUGGACAUCGCCUGUUUCACAGAGUACAGAACGUUUGCAGACAACUCCACAAACUUCACAUCCUCUUCUGACAGCUGGAGCUCGUCAGAGUGGACCAAGCUUCCCAAACCACAGCUCCUGUGAUGCAAUUUUACACAGUUGUUGCCAUCUCAAGCUGUCGUCGCCAUAUCGCUGACCGCUCAAUACCAUAUAUAUCAGUUCAUCUGUGACGGUAAUCAACAUUAUGAUACAAUUUUAAACUUUAUAAUUGUACACAAAAAUAAAGCUCUUCCAACAAGAUUCCAUUCAGUCCUCUGAUCCUUUUCAAGUUGUAAUGACCCAAAGCCUUGUUGGUGCUCUAUUUUUGUGUAUGGUUAUUAACUUGUUUAAAAUUGUAUCAUAACACAUAUGAACUCUUUAGGGGCUGACAAGAAGCAGAAACCUAACUUGCUCAACACUUCAAUCACAAAUGUUUGAGAGUAUAAAUAUUUGGUAAUAAAACAUAUUGAAAAAAAGAUAGUGCACCUCAGGUUCAAGUCCAAAAGCCUAAACCUUAACCAACUACAUGUAUGCCAAGAAAUAACACAGCAUUGACAGAGUGUGCUAAUACACUUGAAGUGACAGAGCGCACUAUGAUAUGCUAAUACACGUAAAAGGCGACAAUACAAGAUGAAAAUUAGCUUCUGUGGAAGGGAUGCUAACAUGAACAGAAAGACUCCCCAAAGAAAAAAAUGUGUUUGCCUUCCUUCAUGUGUCUACUUGUUUGGACUAUUUUAUGCCAAUGAGAUUUUGACUGUAUGACAUUCUUCUUUGGCAGUUACGAGUGUUAUUUUCUUCAUGCAAACAUAAUUUUGAAUAUAUGUACUAGACAAAAAGACUGAAGACAAAAAGUAUAUGUACAUAAGUUUGCCCGUGCCAUUGACAGAUAAUGGAAAGUGACCUUACAGAAAGGUGCCUAGUGAUUUGGGAUAUCUAUCUAACAAGCAUUAUCUACAUUGCCAGUAUAUAAUGCUAGUUCACUUGUCCAGGGGGUAUCCUACAUCCUUCAUCCAUUGUUUUUCAAAUUGGAAACAGGGUCUUUAGUGAUAUCAAGUUUAAUGAUUGCAGAGAAAAGGUAAGAUUUAAUUCUGUUAUAGUACAUUUAUAAUGUAGUAGUGGCAAGAUGUAUCAAAUGAUAUAAAUCCUUAAAGUGCAAUUUUAAAUUUAAGCCUAUAGUCUAUAUUGUACUUUUUUUUUGGGGGGGGGGGACCAAAGUUGCAACCAAAACUGGUUAACAAACAUGUAUUCCAGUAUCAACUAAGCAUACAAAAAGUACCAUAUUACUGUAUGGUUUUGACAAGAAUUUUUAAUAUAGUUUUUAAGCCUACAAUUUGUAUAUACAGAAAUCUAUAUCUAUGUGUAUGUAAGUAUAUUUAUUAGUAUGUUAAACUGUUGCAUUGUUAGACAAUCAGCAGAUACAUUCAGAUUAAACAUUGCAGUUUUAUGGCAUUUUGUAUUGUGUGGGAGUUUUUAGACUCGAAAUGUAGACAUACAUGUAACUGGAGUGUUUUUAGCAGUAGGAGCUGUCAAGAAAGUGUAUGAAAUUUACAUAUCAUUAAACACUUAAGGGCUGUUACUUACAGGAAAUAACUUUGUGAGGAUGUAAAAAAUGUUACAGUAUUUCAUUAAGAAUAAAGAGCUGAGAGUAUUUUAGUACGACACCUCAUAAGUUACAUGUAAAAGCUCCCAAAGCAUAUCUUGUGAAAUAAACUUUUGAUUAUGUAACACUUCUUGAAUCUUUUUGAAUUUCAAGAUCAAUCAGACACACGAUGAAAGCGCUGUUGAGGAAAAGUAAUAAAUGUCAUGUACUGGGA